Penicillium diatomitis is the source of this 234-nucleotide messenger RNA. RefSeq lists its product as uncharacterized. The record is from RefSeq and is a predicted model, not a curated record. The coding region runs from base 1 to 234 and encodes 77 amino acids. The transcript has 2 exons. NCBI's taxonomy places the organism in Eukaryota, Fungi, Ascomycota, Eurotiomycetes, Eurotiales, Aspergillaceae.
AUGUUGUCCAUCCAGUAUCAGUUUACGGACUGGUUGUCAAUCUCACAGCACAAACGUCACCGAUGUGUACCCGCCCGAGUAUUGAUUGGGUUAGACGCAGGACUCAUUACGAAGCUUGGCGAUUUAAAUGAACUGGAGGCUACCCAAAGUUUGUGGACCGUGGCUUCAAGGAAGAUUUCCUGCCCGUAUAACUGCAGCAAGCGGGCUGUGAUAUUUUCUAUACUGAAAGCUUAA